Messenger RNA from Podospora anserina S mat+, 3021 nucleotides. RefSeq lists its product as uncharacterized. NCBI's taxonomy places the organism in Eukaryota, Fungi, Ascomycota, Sordariomycetes, Sordariales, Podosporaceae. Gene Ontology annotation, cellular component: nucleus; cytoplasm; centrosome. The coding region runs from base 1 to 3021 and encodes 1006 amino acids. The transcript is spliced from 2 exons. Gene Ontology annotation, molecular function: ATP binding; protein kinase activity; protein binding. The record is from RefSeq and is a predicted model, not a curated record. Gene Ontology annotation, biological process: mitotic cell cycle; regulation of protein localization to mitotic spindle pole body; protein phosphorylation.
AUGGUUGCAAAGGGCGUCGACAUGGAGGCCCUCUCCCCAAGGGAUGCCAACGCCCAGCGGCUCCCUCGGACUGAGCUGAAGACUAAGGCCGCAGCACAGGUUCUGAAAGCCGCAAAGGACAAGGAACACCCGCCACCACCACCCAACAAUGUCGUCGAACCACCCAGCUCGGACCGGAGGGAAGGCAUGGUGUACGAGGUUGGCAAGGCCUUGGGCAAGGGCGGGUUUGCCAUCUGCUACGAGGGGGCACCAGCUGGAUCCUCCAAAAAGUUUGCGCUCAAGAUUGUCAAAAGCCAGAUGCCAACGAAGAUGGAGCAAAAGUUCCAAACCGAGCUGCAAAUUCACUCCAAAAUGCGACACCAGAAUAUUGUCCAGUUCCACCGCGCCUUCACUUUCGAGCGAUGCACUUACCUGGUCCUGGAACUCUGCCCCAAUGGCUCGCUUAUGGACAUGGUCAAGAGGCGCAAGGGGUUGACGGAACCCGAGGUGCGCUUUUACUCGGUGCAGAUUGCUGGCGCCAUCAAGUACAUGCACGCCAAGGGUAUCAUCCACCGUGACCUGAAAAUGGGCAACAUCUUCCUCGACAAACACAUGAAUGCCAAGAUUGGAGACUUUGGUCUGGCUGCUCUGCUUCUGACAGGCAAGGAUAUGCAGAUUAUGCGCCGGACAACGCUGUGCGGAACACCCAACUACAUCGCACCCGAAAUCUUGGAGAAGGGCAAGAAGGGUCAUGAUCACAUGGUUGAUAUCUGGAGCUUGGGUAUUAUUGUCUUUGCUAUGCUUACUUCGAAGCCGCCUUUCCAGUCCUCGACAACCGACGAGAUUUACCGACGUGCCAAAGAUAGAGAUUACGAAUGGCCUGCGCCAUCUGCCGGGCGCCCAUUCAUCAGCCAGGAAGCUAAGGACCUUGUUGCCACAAUGCUGCAAGAAGCCUCCCAAAGACCAGAUCCAGAUACCAUCGUUGGUCACCCAUUCUUCACCUCUGGCUACAUGCCCAGCUCCUCCGAAAUCACACCGAAACUGAGAGAGAUUCCUCCACAAAGCGCUGCAUUUUACGAGCCUCUUUCCAGCUCCAAGGCGCAAGCCAUCAACCUUCGGACCGUGCAGGAAAUGUGCCAGGAGUGUGGUGUUGGGCCUUGGCAACAGUCACAACUGGUGUUCAAGAACAUCUGGCGGGAGAUGGCAGAAGAGGAACACUACGGGCUGACUCCUGUCAUUCCUCUGGCCGAGGGUAUUGUUUACCGUCCGUUUGACGAGGUCCGGAAUGAGCAGAAACUGCAACGCCUCGCCGCGCAACAAGACCGGGCCACUCAGCAAGCGACAGAAAAACUGUCUCAACUUUCUGUAUCUGACGAUCUUAGUGGCCUUAGCCAGAGCACCCAGUCUCAGAGUCAAAGAGUGCCUUCAGGCCUUUUGCGAGCACCACCACAGAGUUUUGCUGCCCAGCAGAGAGCUCAGCAUAGACCGGCUACCACGGCCGCCCCUGCCCCUGUCCCUCUUGUUCGGUCUCAAACAGUCCCCGAGCCAGUAUCGAGAACAACAACGAGCAGCUUGCGGGCGAGACCUAGGCGAGAGUUGUCUGCACCAGUAUCGUCAACUGCCGAGACCGCUGAAGAGGCACCGAAAAGAACCAGUCGCACCUUGCGCAGUCAACCAACGAGAAGCAGGACCACGGCAGCCUUGCCUGCCGAAGAGGCUGCUCCGCAGACGCGACCAUCGGUAUCCAAGCCAGCCAAACCUCAGGAAGAGAUGCUUUCGCUCUUUGGCCCGACGGAGUGUCAGGAACACGUCCCGGGCACUCAACCUGAUGUUGUCUUGGACCGUCUCCAGAAGUUGCAAGCGGAACUGGAAAGGGCGCUCAAUGCCCGUACCAUGGCUAUCGUCUCCACCAAGGAGCAAACGCCAGCUCCCCCACAGAUUGUGGUCAAGUGGGUUGAUUACACAAACAAGUUUGGCUUGGGCUACAUCCUGAACGAUGGCAGUGUUGGAUGCAUCCUCCGGAGCAUUCCUGCAAACGAGGGUUCCCGAAGCGGUGUUUUGCCUCCCGCUUGUUUGCUGGUUCACGGUGCUGAACGGCAUUGUCAGCGGAAGGAGGACCCGACCUAUAGGGACAGACACCAGAUUGUCCCCAUGAAUGAGGGCAUUUACUUUUACGAAAACAACGGGGAGGAUGGUAUCUCGCGUGUUCGAGUCCCUCCUCAAAACUUUGCCGUAACAGUCAACUCGGAUGGGUCAGUGGGGAGACUCUCAGCCGGUAAAGACAUGUACGACCAUCGGAAGCGGGAGAGGGUGGUCUUGUGGAAAAAGUUUGCCAAUUACAUGAUUGCUUAUGGUCGUGAGAUGGAGAACCCGGAGGAGGCUAACAUCCGCCCUCCUACCAUCACAGACCUGGACGCAGCGCCGAAUGAUGUUGUUACGUUCUAUCAGCGUUUUGGCGAUGUGGGGUGCUGGAUGUUCUGCGAUGGGCACAUGCAGUUUAAUUUCCCCGACCACACCAAGAUUGUCCUUGAUUCAACAGGGACGUGGUGUCAUUUCUGGCAUUUGCCGCAGGAUGCUGCAAAGAGGUUGUAUGAGACGGGAUCUCUGGCCGAGUCAGCGCUGGAUGACCGGUCGGUGUUGUCGUAUCCUGUGCAGACUCUCUUGAACUUUUCGACGGUGCCCAAGCAGCCGGCGCCGAGGGCUGGAACCAGGAGCACUAGCAGCUCGUCGAGGAGACGGCCGGAGAUUAGCCCGGAGAUGCAGGGGAUUCCGGCGGCAAACAUGUUUAGGCAGAAGAUUGAGUUUAUCAGGGAUAUUGUGCGGGAGUGGAGCGGGAACGGGGGGAUUGGGAACAGCGAUAUGACGCGGGAGAGGAGGUUGAGGUGGACGGGGAUGAGGGAGACGAAGAAUGUGCAGAUUCCGGCGAAGCAUGUUUGGGUCAGCAUUGGGGCUAGGUGGGGAGAUCAAAGGUUGUCGGCGUAUGUGGAUCCGAGGAGACCGGAGGAGAUUGGGGAGGAUAUUGACGAGAGUAAGAAGAGGUGA